This is a messenger RNA of Miniopterus natalensis, 8779 nucleotides long. The record is from RefSeq and is a predicted model, not a curated record. Lineage: Eukaryota; Metazoa; Chordata; Mammalia; Chiroptera; Miniopteridae.
AAGGAACUUCGUUGUUUUCUAUUUUCCCACAUUUACUGAGUUUUCUGCACCAAGCUUGGAAUCUGGCCACGUGGAAGUCAGGAGAAAGAUUUAUGUUUUUACCCCCCAGGAAACUAUAAAAAGGGGGUUAUUUGCCUAUAAACUUUCUGCAGGACCGCUGUAUAGAUACCCAUCCUUUCUUCAGAGAAACAGUAACCCUGAGACCAUGGCUGCAGUCGAGGAGAAUUCAGAGACACUUAGGAAACAGUGGGCUUGGGAGAUCUGCAUAAUUACAUAAGUCCUCUGAUUAACUAAAAACUUUUCCACUGGGUUGCAGCUUCGUGUGCCAGGGCACCAACAACAAGCUCACCCAGCUGGGCACUUUCGAUGACCACUUCCUGAGCCUCCAGAGGAUGCUGAACAACUGCGAGGUGGUCCUUGGGAAUUUGGAAAUUACCUACAUGCAGAAGGACUAUGACCUUUCCUUCUUAAAGACCAUCCAGGAGGUUGCCGGCUAUGUCCUCAUUGCCCUCAACGUGGUGGAGAAGAUUCCUCUGGAAAACCUGCAGAUCAUCCGGGGGAACGUGCUCUUUGAGAACACCCACGCCUUGUCAGUCCUGUCCAACUAUGGCCCCAACAAAACCGGCCUGAGGGAGCUGCCCAUGAGGAACCUGCAGGAGAUCCUGCAGGGCGCGGUGCGCUUCAACAACAACCCGGCGCUCUGCAACGUGGACACCGUCCAGUGGCGCGACAUCGUCGACAGCAGUUUCCUGAGCAACAUGUCGCUGGACUUUCAGAACACGUACGGCAACUGCCAGAAGUGCGACCCAAGCUGUCCCAACGGGAGCUGCUGGGGUUCGGGAAAGGAGAACUGUCAGCAACUGACCAAAAUCAUCUGUGCCCAGCAGUGUUCCGGGCGCUGCCGGGGCAGGUCCCCCAGCGACUGCUGCCACAACCAGUGCGCAGCGGGCUGCACCGGGCCCCGCGAGAGCGACUGCCUGGUGUGCCGCAGGUUCCGGGAUGAAGCCACGUGCAAGGACACCUGCCCGCCGCUCAUGCUGUACAACCCCACCACGUACCAGAUGGACGUCAACCCGGACGGGAAGUACAGCUUCGGCGCCACCUGUGUGAAGAAAUGCCCCCGUAACUACGUGGUGACAGACCACGGCUCCUGCGUCCGGGCCUGCAGCUCCGACAGCCGCGAGGUGGAGGAAGACGGCGUCCGCAAGUGUAAAAAGUGCGAAGGGCCCUGUCGCAAAGUGUGUAACGGGAUAGGGAUCGGAGAGUUUAAGGACACGCUUUCCAUAAACGCCACGAACAUCCAGCACUUCCGGAACUGCACCACCAUCAGCGGGGACCUGCACGUCCUGCCCGUCGCCUUUCGGGGCGACUCCUUCACACACACGCCGCCCCUGGACCCAAAGGAGCUGGACAUUCUGAAGACCGUGAAGGAGAUCACAGGGUUUCUGCUGAUCCAGGCCUGGCCGGAAAACAGGACGGACCUCCACGCCUUCGAGAACCUGGAGAUCAUCCGGGGCAGGACAAAGCAGCACGGCCGCUUUUCUCUCGCAGUCGUCGGGCUGGACAUCACGUCCCUGGGGUUGCGCUCCCUCAAGGAGAUCAGUGAUGGAGACGUGAUCAUUUCGGGAAACCGGAACCUGUGCUACGCGGACACAAUAAAAUGGGAAAAACUGUUUGGGACCACGAGUCAGAAAACCAAGAUCUUAACCAACAGAGACGGGAAAGACUGCAAGGCCCAAGGCCACAUCUGUAACCCGCUGUGCUCAUCCGAAGGCUGCUGGGGCCCGGAGGCCAGAGACUGCAUGUCCUGCCUGAAUGUCAGCCGCAACCGGGAGUGCGUGGAGAGGUGCAACCUCCUGGAGGGCGAGCCCCGGGAGUUUGUGGAGAACUCCGAGUGCAUCCAGUGCCACCCGGAGUGCCUGCCGCAGGCCAUGAACGUGACCUGCACGGGACGGGGACCGGACAGCUGCGUGAAGUGUGCCCACUACAUGGACGGCCCUCACUGCGUCAAGACCUGCCCGGCCGGGGUCAUGGGCGAGAACAGCACGCUGGUCUGGAAGUUCGCGGACGCCAGUCACGUCUGUCACCUGUGCCACCCCAACUGCACCUACGGCUGUACGGGGCCGGGUCCUGAAGGCUGCAUCAAGCCCCAGAUCCCGUCCAUCGCCAUGGGCAUCGUGGGGGGCCUCUUCUUCGUGCUGAUGGUGGCCCUCGGCGUCGGCCUGCUUCUGCGCAGGCGCCACAUCGUCCGCAAGCGCACGCUGCGCCGGCUGCUGCAGGAACGCGAGCUCGUGGAGCCCCUGACGCCCAGCGGGGAGGCGCCCAACCAAGCCCUCCUGAGGAUCUUAAAGGAGACAGAAUUCAAAAAGAUCAAGGUGCUGGGCUCCGGCGCCUUCGGCACCGUGUACAAGGGCCUCUGGAUCCCCGAAGGCGAGAAGGUUAAAAUUCCCGUGGCCAUCAAGGAAUUAAGAGAAGCCACGUCUCCCAAAGCCAACAAGGAAAUUCUCGACGAAGCCUACGUGAUGGCCAGCGUGAACAACCCCCACGUGUGCCGCCUGCUGGGCAUCUGCCUGACCUCCACGGUGCAGCUCAUCACGCAGCUCAUGCCCUUCGGCUGCCUCCUCGACUACGUCCGCGAGCACAAGGACAACAUCGGCUCCCAGCACCUGCUCAACUGGUGUGUGCAGAUUGCCAAGGGCAUGAACUACCUGGAGGAGCGGCGGCUGGUGCACCGGGACCUGGCGGCCAGGAACGUCCUGGUGAAGACGCCGCAGCACAUCAAGAUCACGGACUUCGGGCUGGCCAAGCUGCUGGGCGCCGAGGAGAAGGAGUACCACGCGGAGGGGGGCAAGGUGCCCAUCAAGUGGAUGGCCUUGGAAUCUAUUUUACACCGAAUCUACACCCACCAAAGUGACGUCUGGAGCUACGGAGUCACCGUGUGGGAGCUGAUGACCUUUGGGUCCAAGCCCUACGACGGGAUCCCGGCGAGCGAGAUCUCGACCAUCCUGGAGAAGGGAGAGCGCCUCCCGCAGCCACCCAUCUGCACCAUCGACGUCUACAUGAUCAUGGUCAAGUGCUGGAUGAUAGAUGCAGACAGUCGCCCCAAAUUCCGCGAGCUGAUCAACGAAUUCUCCAAGAUGGCCCGAGACCCCCAGCGUUACCUUGUCAUCCAGGGCGACGAGAGGAUGCACCUGCCCAGCCCCACGGACUCCAGUUUCUACCGCACGCUGAUGGAAGAGGAGGACAUGGAGGACCUGGUGGACGCCGACGAAUACCUGGUCCCCCAGCAGGGCUUCUUCCACAGCCCCUCCACCUCCCGGACGCCCCUCCUGAGCUCCCUGAGCGCGACCAGCAACACCUCCACCGUGGCCUGCAUCGACAGAAACGGGCAGAGCUGUCCCCUCAAGGAAGACAGCUUCCUGCAGCGGUACAGCUCAGACCCCACCGGCGCCCUGACUGAGGACAACAUCAACGACACUUUCCUCCCAGUGCCAGAAUACAUAAACCAGGCGGUCCCCAAAAGGCCCGCAGGCUCUGUGCAGAACCCCGUCUAUCACAACCAGCCUCUGAACCCAGCUCCCAGCCGAGACCCCCACUACCAGAACCCCCUCAGCAACGCCGUGGACAACCCAGAGUAUCUCAACACCGUCCAUCCCCCCGGCGUCAACGGAGUCCCUGACGGCCCUGCCCUCUGGGUGCAGAAAGGCAGCCACCAAAUCAGCCUGGACAACCCUGACUACCAGCAGGACUUCUUUCCCAGGGAGGCCAAGUCCAAUGGCAUCUUCACAGGCCCGACGGCCGAAAAUGCAGACUACCUGAGGGUAGGCCCCCCCAGCAGUGAAUUUAUUGGGGCAUGACCACGGCGGCACCAACAACCACAAGUCCAGACUCUUCAGCCCCCAGGACCAGCCACGGCAGCCGCUCGGUCCUGACGGCCGUGCCCACACCACUCCUGGCCCCCUGGGCUGGGUUGGCCGCAUCCGCUCUCAUCACCUGAUCGGCCCACCUUCCAGCCAGGAAGUGCCCCUGCUCGGGUGUCCUUUGGGACACUGCAGGGACGUCCCUCUGUCUUCACACUGUGAGGCUCCACAAAAGAUAUCCAGCCAAGAAUGUUGUCCAUCUGGGCAGACGCUCACCUUGCAAUCAGGUAUAUUGGGGGGGAAAAAGCUACAUAUAUAAAAGGAGCUGUAUUGCUUGGGGGCCUUUGGGACUUUUAAUGGUCAUUACUGACUUGCUCUGAGUGGGCUUUUCCCAUGAGGAAGAAACUUGUUCGUACGUAGCACUCGCUGCACUGCGUCACGGGGGCCCAGCUGGGACCAGGAGCAAGGGCCGCUCUUCAGCUGACACCUGAUCCAGUGUCUCUGCUUCGAGGCCCUUCCACUGCCAGACAGUUACAGACGAGAAGCCCUCCCUGAGCUACGCAGGCCUGACGGUGAUGGCAGCCGGUCCUGGCAGGGUCAAGGGGAUAAGCCACUUUGAACCCCUUCCCGGGCAAGGAGGAAACAGCUAGAAGUCCUCCUCGGAUGACUUUUAUAUCAGUGUCUCCUGGUACUUGCCCUCCACGGGUUCACCAGCGUCUUCUCAUGAGCACUAAGACUUCCUCGUGUCUUUUCCAUUCCACUGUUUUUGAAACCCAGUGUGAUUUCCCCCGUCAGCGAGGGGAGACGGUACAGCCAACAGCCCAGGUGGGCUCCCGGCUGAAUCAGUAGCCUUCAGACCGGAAGCCUUUCAUUAAGAUGCAGAAACCCCACCAAGAACAUAUCCCCCCAGAUCUGAGUCUCAAAGGAAACCCAUUCGGUCCUUUGGGAGCCUGGGGGUGCACACACAUCCAGAGACCAAAAGUGAAGCCAUGCUUAAAACUCACUGAGUCUCCCUUCCCCUCUCCCCCCCCCCCCCCAAAAAAAAUUAGUUUAGGCUACUCAUAGAAGAUAAUUUCCUUUUUCUUUCACUUUAAACGUUUUUUACUCGAAGGGUACUUUGUCCCUCCCUGGUAGGCCAUCCCUGAAGCGCCCCCCCUUUGCCCCAUUAAAUAAAGGAUCCAGGCUCCGAGGCCACCACUCAGCCCUCCCAUGUGGGCACACGUUACAGGCGGGCAUGGUGCUGGCGUCCUGUAUAGUGCGGAAUUCAGGUGGUAGGUAGGAAAUUCCCCACCAGAAUUUAAAAUGAGACCAUCCAACAGCAUUUCUAGGAGUCUGCCUUUUUAAGCCAUUGUCCUUACACCACUUUUAUCAUUCACCUCAGAGCGUAAUUUAGUUGGAUGUUCAUGCAGCGCUGGGAAACAGUGUCUCACAUUCCACUGUCACUUACUUGCCAAGGCACAGGGGACCGCUGAGGGAGGGCAACUGUGUAGCCAGUUACAUUGUAGCAGUUAAAUCCUAGUAUUUUUGUAGUUUGAAAUAAUUUACUCUAACAGAAUAAAACAGCAGGACAGGUUCAAGCUGUUGCUUCUCCUUUGGAUUUAAUUUUUCCUGCAUGAAACCUAGUUGCCAAACUCUCUUAGGAUUGCUUUUCUCACCACCACACCUGUUCCCGGAGGCGCAGGGGCUUGUAGACGCCGCGGAGCCUGAGAGCGGAGCUGCGGGGCCGCGGGGGCCGGGCAGGAGCGGGGCUCCCGGGAGACGGUGUUGCCAUCUGAUGGCCCUGACUGGCCAGAUCUCAAAGCUCAUACCGUCCUGCGACCCUGCAGAGGGCCUGCCUGCGGCUCCUUCCGCAGCCCAGCCUCAGCCCCUCCUGGGCAGCAGGGUUCGGGGGGAGGAAGAGGCGGGAGCUGACAUUUUCAGCGGGCCGCCGUCCUCGUGCCCGUCUUCUCAGAUCAUCUCUAAGGCGGCCCCGUCAUUGAACUCUAUGAAAAUACUUCUGUCACCUCGUGAAGUAAAACAGAUGGCUCUUCCAGGCGUAGGUCCUUGUUGGAAGUUCUUUAUUCUGAGCUGUAGCCCCCCCUCCUCGACUGCAGAUGUAAAGGAACCGUGAGCUGGACAAGCUGGGCUGCCGCCCUGGGCAUCCCCGAGGCCCCCACCGAGAAGGUUCUGAUUGAAUUCAUCUCAGGUGCAGCCUGGGCCCAGGGACUUUUCCCAGCUCCCCCGGGUUAUUCUGGGGAGCCCUGAAGCUUGGGGGACCGCUGGGAGGAAGGAAAGCUCUGUGGGGGAGACCUGACCCUCAGUCGACCGACGGUGUCCCGCUCAGAACUCCCUGGCCACAGGCCUCGGGGCGCACACGCGUUUACAAGGCUGUCGGAGGAUGGUGGCUGGAGGUUCUCACCUCACUGCCCACCAGGUGAGCUUAAAGGAAGACCAACUUAAUCAACGCCUCAGGGGCUCCCCAUGUGAUUGGAACGGAACCAGCGUUGAAACCCUCAUCUCUGAGGUCACCCUCGGUGGUCCAAGCCCAGGGGUCUGUGCCACGCCCCCAAGUCAGGACGGAAGAAAACACCCUGGGAGCAGUAAGGGUUCCCGGAGGCAACCAGCGGGAUAGCUUGCAGUCCCUAAUACGCUGGGAUGUGGCCACUCGCGGCCUUUCCGAAAGCCCCAGACUCCUGGUCACCAGCAGCCAACUGGCCCCAGAAGCGGCAGAUGCCCGUCUGAGCCCCGCUAAGCCCCGGGACCCUUUGCAUUUUCUAAGAAGUGAGACAGAUAGAAACGGGGUGUCCUCCAGCAGUGAACGAGCCGCUGGCUCCGAGGGGUGGCUGCGGGAAGGGCCCGUAACACCCACUUCACAUUCCUUUCUUCUGAGAAGCCCGCAGUCACCACCACGGUCACCACCACGGUCACCACCCACGCCACGCUCUGGUCACUUCCUCCCGGGGCUGUGAAACCGAACCCAUCAGAACGCCGGCCUCCUCUACACCUGCCCUGGGAGGGAAAUAGGCUUUGUACCGUCAGACACAUUCAGACGAGACUUUUUCAUGUAAAUCUAUUUUUGUAACUUUUUUGAGGAAUAUUGUCCUCUUAUGUAGCACUGAACUGCAGAAGGUAUGCUUUUAGGAGAACUCUCUUUUCUACAAAAGGAGAUGGUUUACUCUGGAAAGGUUGCAGGAGCGUUGUCGUUGGACACUGAGGUUAAAGGGGUUUUAUUGAAACAAGAGAAAAGCCUCCCCCUCUCACCAAGGGGCACAGUGUCAGCGUCGCUGCAGAGCGAGCUCAGGUCGGCACCGGACGAGGAGAGUCCUAUGUUUAUAUUUGUACAAGGUGGAGGGCGCCCGUAGCUCAGUCUGGGUCCGAAGCCGGUCCCUGAGUCUGUUUGGGCUGUUACUGGAAAGGAAUUACUGUUUGUUACCACUAAUAGACAGGUCCCACUGUACACCACCCUCCACUCGCCUGCCAGUGGACCCUGGAAAUGUAAAAUAAGCAAUAACAGAGCAUUUUCUUGCAAAUUAUUUUUAUGGGAAUUCUUACAAUUGAUAUGCAUUGGAUGCAGAUCAUUUUAUUUGUCUAUUACAAUUGAUAUGCAUUUGCCAGUACAGGCUGGAACGCCUGCAGAGCCCUGUGAUGUCUGGCAUGUUUUGUUCCUCUCCCUAUCGAUGAAGCCGCCGACCCUGGCCACUCGAGGGGGGAUCUCAGCCUUGCUGCGCAGUAAGGUCACCGGGGCAGCUUGGGAAAGAUCUUGAGACCAGCUGCAUCUCAGGCCAAUUCCAUGCAACUCUCUAGGGGUGAAUCCCAGAACCUGUGCUUUUUAAAGCUCCCAAAAUCAUUCUGAUGUCCAGCCAAGGUUGAGAAGUGACACCUCGGGACCAGCCACAGGUGUGUGGAUUUGCAGGCAAAUCCUUGCUGACGUAGGAACCUCGGGACUGGGCACUAAGCCGAGAAGACCUCAGCAUCCAUCGCGGAGCCCCAGGGCUCUGGGUGGGCAGGGGCUCCAGCCAGUCGCCCGCGCUCUGGAGGGGAGAGGGUCUAACCAGCGCUGAAAAGGAGGGAGAUGCAGAGCAGAUGCUGUUUCUCCGCACCCCGUUAACGACGGGCUGGCCUAGCGUAGAGACAGGGAGCCUUCCUGCGCCCGUGCAGCCCGCUUGCCCACCGCCCCCUGGCAGCCAAGGCACCUUCGUUUCCCAGGAGAAAGAAAACGCUGACCAUCAAUUACAUUCCGAAGGCAGACAUCAGGAGCACUGCCUGAGCAGUUGGACGGCUUUCAUAAAAACAAGGGGACUCAUGCUUUAAGAAACAUUUUUCAUACCUUUUUCAUAAGUUAUAUCUGGAAUGAAAAGCAAUCCGUGUGGUUUUCUCUUCCUGCAUGGCAGGCACAGCCCCUAAGGCUGUCCUUUCAGAAGUCCUAAGAGUCCCCACCCGUCACCUGGCAGAUACAUUGUUAGAUACAUUUACUUGUUUCUUUUAUAAAAAGAAUACCUUUUGACCUAAUUUGGCUACAAAAUAAUCUUGCUGUGUAACAGAAUGUCUUAGAAAGAUGAGAUCCUGUGGGCUCGAGGUCACAAUGUAACUGAGUAGCUACACAGACAGCAAUAACUUCCUUUUUGAAACAAGCAAUAGCUUUAGACACGGUACGUUUUUAACAUUGUCAAGUGUUUUUGUGAUGAGAGCAGUAUUUGUACAAAUGAAAAAAGCAAGAUUUUCUUUAUAUGGUUUACAUGUGGGAUCAGAACCUGUUGAUUGUAGGCUGAGUAUUAAACAAUUAGAUGUAUAUUAUUCAUUGUUCUUUUUUCGUACCUCCUAAGAAUAAUGUUGUAUCCUUGGUUAACGAUGUCGAUAUUACUUAUUGAUCAUAUCUGACCUGUAGAUGUUCUUUCCUGAUAACUUUUUAAAAUUCAUUAAUAAACUUUAUUUUUAGAGCA